Messenger RNA from Amphimedon queenslandica, 761 nucleotides. RefSeq lists its product as uncharacterized. The transcript is spliced from 3 exons. Lineage: Eukaryota; Metazoa; Porifera; Demospongiae; Haplosclerida; Niphatidae. The record is from RefSeq and is a predicted model, not a curated record. The coding region runs from base 216 to 581 and encodes 121 amino acids.
AUGGAGCACCUGAUGCUGUUCCAACAUUGCACUACUCUGUCCCAAUAGAAGGUGUGGCUAAGCCUGUUACACUGUAUAUUCACAGGUCACGAAGAACUACUCAUCCUACUGCAGAUGCUGCUAGUAGUAGUGGUAGUAAUGGAACUCUACCUGUUAAAAGAAGAAGAGAAGGAGGUUUUGAUAUUAAAGCAGCUAAGCAAAAGAUUAAAAGGGUUAUGAACGAGAAUCAUGCAGACUUUGCAGAACUUUUGGAAAGUUCUCUUAAAGAAAUUGCUAACAAACUGUUUGAAGCUAAAAUCAUUACCAAGCAGGUUCAGAGGUCACCUACUUAUGAUGCUAUAGCCUCAAGUUUUCUAUCUAUGAUGAAUCUAUUGGACUCUAAGUCUGACCUAGAGAAGCAUUGUGUGAAGUAUCUUGAGGCUCUGUCUAGUGUUGGGGGACCAAUAGAAUUUGCUGCUAAUCUCUUGAGGGAAAAAUGGACAACAGCUCUGGAGGGUGCACUUCAGUUAGAACAGUCUGUGAAAAGAGUUAGAACUAAUGAUGAUGACAUUGCACUUGAUGAUUUUAAUUUGGAAUUUUAGUUUUAAAUUUAUGUUCUUAUGUCUUAUAAUGUAGAUGCCAUAUGCUACCAUUUAGCUGGAAACUUUUUAUGAAUUAAACUUUUGCUGUUCCACCCAAAAAUCAUUUUCAUGUAUUUAAUUUUUAUUAUUAAACCAUUCUGCCAGUUGUGCUUUAUUAUCUAGAUUUUUUGUGGAUUUUAA